Xyrauchen texanus (razorback sucker) is the source of this 8431-nucleotide messenger RNA. Its product is annotated as neuronal cell adhesion molecule-like. NCBI's taxonomy places the organism in Eukaryota, Metazoa, Chordata, Actinopteri, Cypriniformes, Catostomidae. Gene Ontology annotation, cellular component: plasma membrane; axon. The transcript has 32 exons. Gene Ontology annotation, molecular function: protein binding. The record is from RefSeq and is a predicted model, not a curated record. The coding region runs from base 435 to 4400 and encodes 1321 amino acids. Gene Ontology annotation, biological process: cell-cell adhesion; axon guidance.
AAAUUAUGACAGAAAUGUUAAUUUUGGGUGAACUAUCCCUUUACGGCACUAUUUUUCAUCCUGUCAUUGGUGUGACCUUAUGUACAGCAGUCAGGUUGAUUGAGUCAUCCUAAACAAUAUUUUUUACUGGAAUUAAACCAGUUAAUUUAAAUGUUAUAAUAUGAAGCUCAUGUUUUUAGGUUACUUGACAAAUUAGUCUGUCAUAACAAAGUUCCCUAUUUAAAGGUGGCAUUGUUUUCUUUACAGUGUCCACACCCCUCUGAGCUACUGACAUCUGGUUCAAACAAGAGGAUUCACUCUCUCUUACAGUCUGAGCAGUCUGACUGACUAGUCGUGGAUGCCCCUGCAUGUUUGAAUGGUCACACUGAGUGUGGAUCGCAAGGCCCAGUUGCUUUGUCGUGGAGGGGAAGGAUUUCUGUGUAACACACCCUGCCAUGGACAGGAAGAGGAAUCGUAUGCUCUGUGGUGGAUCUAUGAUGAUGCUGUUGCUUGGUCACAUGACCACUGCAUUAGAAGUGCCUCUAGACCCAAAAGUUCUGGAGGGAUUGCCACAGCCUCCCACAAUAAUUCAUCAGUCCCCCAAGGAUUACAUCAUCGACCCUCGGGAGAACAUCAUUAUCCAUUGUGAGGCGAAAGGAAAGCCUCAUCCCAGCUUUUCAUGGACACGUAACGGCACUCACUUCGAUGUGGAUAAGGAUUCAAAGGUCACCAUGAAACCCAAUUCAGGCACUUUGAUCAUUGACAUCAGUGGUGAGAAAGCUGAAGCAUACGAGGGCAUUUACCAGUGCAUCGCCCGCAACGAGCAUGGCUCUGCUGUGUCCAAUAACAUCUUCAUUCGUCAGUCAAGGUCCCCCUUGUGGUCGAAGGAGAAAAAUGAACCAAUCACAGUGCAGAGAGGCAUGUCUCUAGUACUGCAGUGCAGACCUCCGGCAGGCCUGCCUCCACCAAUCAUCUUCUGGAUGGAUAACUAUUUCCAGAGGCUUCCCCAAAACAGUCGUGUGUCUCAGGCUUUAAACGGAGACCUUUAUUUCUCCAACGUGCUCAUUGAUGACACCAGAAAUGACUACAUCUGCUAUGCCCGCUUCCCACACACUCAGACGAUCCAACAGAAACAGCCCAUCACUGUCAACGUGCUGGACAUUGAAGCUAUGAAUCACACUGUGUUGGCAUCUUUUUUAAAUGGCUCUGAUUUUUGGGGUGACAGUCCAUCUGGAGAGAGAGCACCCUCUUUCAUGCACCCUCCAGGGACACACAGUACAUCCAUGGUCCUGAAAGGAGACACGCUGGAACUGGAAUGCAUCGCCGAUGGCCUUCCGACACCAGAUAUAUCCUGGAGUAAGGUGAAUGGGGAGCUGCCAAGCGGGCGUUUUUCAUUUCACAGUUUCCAGAAAACUCUGAAGAUAACGGAGGUGACAGACACGGAUGGUGGAGAUUACCGCUGUUUAGCCAAGAACCGGCUUGGGAGCAACCAUCACGUCAUCACUGUUGUGGUCAAAGCGGCUCCGUUUUGGAUCAGCAGCCCUCAGAACCUCAUCCUGGCUCCUAAAGAAACUGGAAUGCUCACCUGCCGGGUGGAUGGAAACCCUAGACCUAAGGUCGCCUGGUCUGUCAAUGGAGUGCCUAUCGAGAACUCACCCAAGGAUCCCAGUCGGAAAAUUGAAGAUGAUGUCAUCAUCCUCAGUGAUGUCCCGACGGGAUCCAGCGCGGUUUACCAGUGCAAUGCCUCCAAUGAAUAUGGUUACCUAUUGGCCAACGCCUUUGUCAGCAUCCUGGCUGAACCUCCAAGGGUGCUGACCCCCCCAAACCAUGUGUACUCAGUCAUCACCAAUAGUCGGGCUUUGCUAGACUGUGCUUCAUUUGGCUCUCCACUUCCUAAGAUCACUUGGUUUAAGGACAGUCAAAGCAUACUGGAUGGUGACUCAUACAUAAUUCAUAAGAACGGUACCUUAGAGAUCAAUGUGGCUCAGCCACUAAACAGUGGUAAAUACACCUGCACGGUCUCAAACAAUCUCGGCAACAAAGAGAAUCACGUAUAUCUGGAGGUAAAAGAGCCUACACGGAUUCUAAAACAGCCAGAGUAUAAAGUGGUCCAGAGAAACAGCAUAGCUGUGUUUGAGUGUAAGGUCAAACAUGACCCGACUCUUUUACCCACCAUGAUAUGGCUUAAAGACAACGGAGAACUUCCUGAUGAUGUUCGAUUUGAAGUGGGCUCUGAUAGCCUGACAAUACGUGAUGUGACCGAGGAUGACGAGGGGACCUACACCUGCAUCAGGAACACCACGCUGGACCAGGAUUCAGCCAGUGCUGCGCUUACAGUAGUCCAGGCAACACCAAUACCACCUGUAGUACAGGAGCAACCAGACAUGCCCACAGAUCUGGAGCUGACGGAUCAACGAGAGCGCAGCGUUCAGCUGACUUGGACCACUGGAGAUGAAAACAACAGCCCUAUCAAAUUAUUCCUUAUCCAAUAUGAAGAUUCGCUCCAUGAGCCUGGAAUCUGGGUCAAUAUGACUGAGGUUUCAGGAACCAGCACCACGGCCCAUCUGGAACUGUCUCCAUACGUGUAUUACUCAUUCAGAGUUCUGGCACUCAAUGAAGUGGGUCUGAGUGAACCCAGCACACCAUCCAGACAGUACCGAACCAACCCUUCGCAGCCUGACAUGAAUCCAUCAAAUGUUGAAGCCAUUGGAACAUCACCUGACAGUAUGACCAUAACUUGGAAGGAGCUGACAGGGCUGGAGUCGAACGGUCCAGGUCUACAGUACAAGGUGAGCUGGAGACAGAAAGAUGUGGAUCAGGACUGGAAUUCACUCACUCUUGCCAAUAUCUCACAGUAUGUGGUGACAGGAACGGACACUUUUGUACCCUAUGAAGUCACAGUACAGGCGAUCAAUGACUAUGGAUCAGGCCCCAGGCCUGAGGUGGUGUUGGGAUAUUCAGGAGAGGACUCUCCCAAUGUGGCCCCAGAGAACAUACAGGUUUCUGUUCAGAAUGGGACAGAAGCUGAAGUGCGUUGGGAAGCUGUUCCUCCUUCAACAGUCCGGGGGCGACUAAAGGGGUACAAGGUGAGUUACUGGAAGUUGAGAAGUCUACACAAGCAAGAACCUGAGCCUGAGAAGCCACAGGUGCUCAUCUUCAGUAGCAAUGACACAGAGGGUCAUCUGUCCAACCUCCAUCCCUACAGCCAGUACUCCCUAAAUAUUAGGGCCUUCAAUGGGAAGGGAGAUGGACCCACCAGCACUGAUCAGCACUUUGUAACACCAGAAGGAGUUCCAGGGCCUCCUGCCAAUUUCAAAGUCAGAAAUCUGGAUCUGGACUCAUUGGUUGUAGAGUGGGCGCCACCUCUGAAAGAUAAUGGCCACUUAACAGGCUACCUGCUCAAAUACCAGCCAAUCAAUGCAACAGAUGAACUUGGGCCUCUCAAAGAGCUGUUACUAUUUGCAAAUGAGACCAGCAUCACUCUUGACAACCUCAAAUACAGCACACGCUACAAGUUCUAUUUGAACGCCAUGACAGUCAAGGGCUCGGGGCCCACCAUCACAGAAGAGGCCGUCACAGUUAUGGAUGAAGCUUUAAUUCGACAUCCCGCUGUAGAGGCGGGUAAAGGCUCAGCCCCACCUCCACCACCACCAACCCCCCCAGUCUCUAAAUCUUUGCAGCCCUCGUUGCACAAUGCGCCAACUGCUGGUAGGAUGUUUGGGAGCGUUAACUCCUCCGUGGAGGAGGACCAUGCUUUGAUAAGCUGGGAAUAUUCUGGUCCGGAUAAGAAUGUUUAUGUGGAAUAUGUUGUUGAUAACAGUAAAGAACCCUGGAAAACAGAGUUUGUAAAUGGCACUCGGACAUAUCAGAUUAGAGGACUAAAGCCGGGGAUGUCCUAUAGGGUUCGCGUGGUAGCCAAAGACUACUCUGGCACAACGGUCCACGGUACAGAGGAGCUGUUGAUUACAGUUCCAGCCAUGACCAACAAGCAAGUUGACAUAGCCACACAGGGCUGGUUUAUAGGGCUGAUGUGUGCCAUUGCUUUACUGAUACUGGUACUCCUCAUCGUUUGCUUCAUUAAGAGGAACAAAGGAGGCAAAUACCCAGUAAAAGAGAAAGAAGAUGCCCACCAAGACCCAGAGAUUCAACCCAUGAAAGAGGACGAUGGGACAUUUGGGGAGUACAGUGACACUGAGGACCACAAGCCCCUCAAGGGCAGCCGGACCCCUUCCAAUGGCACAGUAAAGAAGGACGACAGUGAUGACAGCCUGGUCGAUUACGGAGAAGGCGGAGACGGACAGUUCAACGAAGAUGGCUCCUUUAUCGGCCAGUACAGUGGAAAGAAAGAAAAGGACACAGCGGAGGGCAACGAGAGUUCGGAAGCUCCCUCCCCAGUCAAUGCCAUGAACUCCUUUGUGUAACUGCCUGAAAACACUCCAUGACCUUUGACCCAUCCAAGACCCAGCCCCCUUUGCCACACCAUCAUACGGAGAACAGGCUGUCUCUAUUGCACUGUGACUCCCUGACAUCACACAGGAAAUAGGCAUAAAGCAACAAACAAUGACCCUCAUUAGAAUGUUAGAUAUGUAGAGGAUAGAGAGAGAGAGCGAGAGAGAGAGAGAGAGAGAGAGGUGCAAAAUGUCAUACAUAUGCAAGAGUACUUUAUAUGUAUACUGUAAGUACCAGAGGGCCAGUCCUGUACCUUUAGCUUUACCUUGAUUGGUCAAAUGAUUUAUAGGUGUAAUCACUGUAUUUUCUUUUGGCAAGCAAACAUAUAUAUCAGUAUAUGUGUAUAUGAAUAUAUACUGUAAAUUGACAUAUUUAAGAAAAUAUUUAAUUAACAUGGCCCCAUCACUGUCAGAUGGCAUUGUAUCUCACCAUCUUGUCCACUGGACUUGCAUGGAAUUACUUAAUCUAAUCAUCAUGCCCUUAGCAAAUCAACGUUAGCCAGCGUUGUCUAGACUGUGAAUCUUGUCCGAAUACGAUGCUCACCUUUGCUUCAAAGCUAAUGCCUGUCGCAUUCUGUCGUCAGUGUUCAAAUCGGUAUUAUACACUUUUUAAGCACCAAUGUCUUUGUGGGCAUUGUUGUGAAGUAUGUGACUGUGUAUAAAAGCUAUUAGGCAUCUUUUUUGACAAACAGAAGUUCUAUAAAAAUACAAAAACCACAGUAGAAUUCAAAACUGGAUGAAAAGUAGCAUGUUUAUGGCACAAAAGCACUCUUUGCAGACAAACUGUCACUCACACACACGUACAUGAUUGUGUCCUUUUUGAGUUUUCUUGUGGUAAACAUUUUGAUAUAUUUAUCAAAACAGACUUUUUUGGUUUGUUGCUGUUUUAUCCCUGAAAAAUAUAUUACACUGAGAGACUUAAAGGAAUAGUUCAACCAGAAAUGUUAAUUGUAUGAUGUGUAUGACUUUCUUUCUUUCUUCAGCCGAAAGAUGACUAUCUUUAUUCAGCUGAACACAAACAAAGAUAUUUAGAAGAAUAUCUCAUCUCUGUAGGUCCUCACAAUGCAAGUGAAUGGGUACCAACAGUUUCAAGCUCCAAAAUGUCUUAUGGGUUACUUUUUUUGCUACCUUUAUGUCCUUUUUGAGCUUUAACAUUUUGGUACCCAAUCACUUGCAUUAUGAGGACCUACAGAGCUGAAAUAUUAUUCUAAAAAUCUUUGUUUGUGUUCUGCAGAUGAAAUAAAUUCAAACACAUCUGGGAUUGCAUGAUGGUGAUGAAAUGGUGAGAGAAUAAAAAUUUGUUUGUGACCUGUCCCUUUAAGGCCAAAGUAGCCUAUACUUCAGUUUUCAGUGUGCCGCUGCGUCUUGUGCAAAUUCCACAUGCAGCCCUGUUUUUCUAGACACGCAGAGAGUCAGUGUCGUCUGCACAGUUUAAAUGCUAAUUCUUGAUAUCAGCAAUGGAAUUACUACUAGUUAAAAUGUAACUUUUUGUUAUCAGUAAUUAGGUUUGCACUAGUAAAAACAUUAAUUCUUGAAAUAAUAAAUUACGUCAUUACUUGUGGAGUGACCCAUUCUUGAUUUCAAACAUUCAUUUUUAACUAGUAAAAAACAUAAUUUUUGAUAUCUGUAAUGGUAUUUUACUAGCAGAAUUUCACAUGUGUCAUUCACUCCAGUUCGUAUCAAUACAGAUAUCUAUAAUUAAUUUCCUACUAACUGAAAUUAAAAUUUCACAUAUCAAUGCUGUACAACUAGUAAAAAUAAAAAAAUGUAUAUCAAUAAUUACAUUGUUACUAAUCUAAUGUCCAUUCCUAAUAUCAACAAUUGAAUUGCAACUGGUAAAAAUGCAUUUUGUUCUCACUAGUGACAAUAUUAAUUUCUAAAAUCUGUAAUGUGAUUGUUACUAGUUAAAAAGGCAUUUAAGAUGUCUUUAGUCACACACCAAUUUAUUGUUAUCUGAUAUCCAUUUCCAACAAUCUGAAACACCAAAUCUAACAAGUUAAAAUGCAUUUACAGAUAUCAAAAAUGUGCAUUUCACUAGCUGUAAUUCAAUUGUUGAUAACAGCAAUGGACAUCUGCGCUAGGAACAAUGUAAUUAUUGGUGUACAAUUAUGUAAUAUGUAUGUAAUAUGUAAUGAUAUGUGAAAUUAGAAUUGAAAAUUUCAUUCUAAUAUAAUAUAUCCUGCACAUGAUAAAAUGUCAAAAGGGCUUGCAAUACUUUGUCAAAAGAGUACACUUUGAAUGGCUGUGCGCGAGACGGAACGGUACACAGAAAUGCUAAGUAUACCCUUGAGUUACAUUCAGGAGUUAAAGACUUUUAUUCUAAACUGCAUUGUGAAGGAAUGCCCCUAGUCAGCCAUGUAGCCACCCUUUGGCCAUCUGUCCUCCUGUCCACUGUCGAACUCCAAGUGGAUACAAACAUCUCGCAACAUCCUUGGUGAGGUCUCAAAGUAAGGGAUGCAAGGAAGGCCUCUCAGCACGGUUCUUUAGUGCCUUGGUAGAAAACAUUCUAUAAUCACAGACAAAUUCCCUCUCUUCGCUUUUGAAGUCAGAUAUCAGUUCUACAAGCAAUGCUGAGGUCCUGUGUGGAUUCAAAACCACAAGACUCAAGGAGUUGAUGUCACAAACAUUCACCGUCACAGUUCAUAAAUGUAUGAUCACCUCAAUUUGGGAUGAGGGGCUUCUCAUUUCCCUUAUGAACAGCUAAAAAUACUGCCUCUUUUCUGUGUGAACAGUCAAUGAUUGGUCUGAUCAGACAUGUUGAUGGCUCUUUGGAAAGCUCAUAACGGUGAUUGAAACAACCGACUUUGGUAAUUGCAGUAGCCUGUCCUGUCAAAUCUCACUGUAUGCAAUACCAUAAGGCAUUAAUAUACACCCUUUCACAUGUAACCCUUUUUAAAAUCAUGUUAUUGCAUGUUAUGAAGUAUUACAAGCUGUUGAGUGUAGUGAAAUCAGGGCUUCACCAAACACAGUCCGCAGUGGUGCUGUCGUCAAAUAUGGCUGGGGAUAUUGAGAUUUUAAGUCUAUGUAUGCAUUUAUGCAGGCAUGCGUGGAUAUAUGGGUGUAUGAGAAGUGUGUGUGUGCCUGUUUGCAUGAGUGUAAGAUUGAGUGUGUCUUUGAGUACAUGCGCGUGUCUCCACUGUAUAUAUGGGGUGAGCCUUUUUUUUGGCGAGUCCCUAGAUUUUCAUGAUUUAGCUUGUCAUAACUUGCAUCAAGUUUUUUAAGUUUGGAAAUGUCUGCUUUUUAAUAUAUAGAUAUGACAUUGCUUUGUAAAUAUCCAGUCAAAAUGAUUUGAGACGAGAAGAGACAUCCCAGGUAGGGUUGACACUUGAACUUAACCUAGGAUGCUCAAGCGGGACUGUCCCAGCAAUUUGUGUACUGUAAGUCACUUUAAAAAGACCUUACAACUUUUUUAAGUGACAACAAACCUCUAUUCCUAAAUCCCAUACAUCUCUAUUAUAAGAAAAAACAGGUCUUGGAUCAGUGCAAAAGGUGACUGAGUAGCCUACAAGGUAAUGCUGCAGAAACUGCACAGUGUUCCAUCUGAAUUCACAUACACAUCAGCUUGUAUUCUUUCACUGGCACCGUUUUAUUUUCGAUUUUGCCAGAUGUUUCUGAAUUUUGUGCACAGAUGGUUUAUGAACCUUUUCUGUAGGAAAAAAUAAGAGAAUAAGAAAUCAAAAGAAGUGGACACAUCCUCAAAGGAGGGCAGAUUGCACUGCUGUGGGUGCUGAAUCUAUUGAUGUGUUUAUGUCAGGGGGGGCAAUGAAGAAUGAAAAAUGUAGUGUGUUGAAAUGCUAUUCUGGUUAAUGUUAAGGCUACAUGAAAAUAAAGCAUGAAAGGCUGUGAAAUGGUUUACUCUAUAAUAUCCUUGCAAAGAUAUUUUGUAUAUAAAAUAAUUAAAAUAAAUGUUGGUUUCUGGAUUUCACUACCACCUGUCUGUUCAUGAUUUUAUUCAGCAGCAUGUUACUACAUUAAUUCAUCUCUUAAAGUCUGACACUAUAACU